UCAAGGAUAUGGGCGCUUGAAUCUCUGGGUAUGGUGAGCUGGCAUUGUCAAUCGCGAGAAGCAUCCAUCUCGCUUGGUAUGGUGCAAAACCGUCCACAGAUCCCUCAGAUGGAUAAAAAUGCACACAGACAGACAGACAGACAGGCAGACAGACAGGCAGGAACGACAUGACAUCCAUCGCAGGUAGGAAGGCAGGCAGGCAGUCACACAAAACUGAGCCCAGCAGCCAGUGCACGUGCACGUGCGGCCACAGGGUCAUGGUCAUAUGGUACAUUAUAUAGACUCAUGGAUGGAUGGAUGGAUGGACCCAACGCAACUCGCCGGCAAGGCAACGUCCGUCACACUUUGCUGUCAGGCGAUGUCGACUUGUGGGCGUUCAUGGCGAUCGCCUCGUCGAUCUGCUCCUGCACAACACAACACAACACAACACAACACAACAGACUCUUAAAGCUGUCCCCACAUGGGUGCGAUGACUGCAGUCAGUGUGGCGCAUAGCACCUGAGUGGCCUGUGCUUCCUGAAGCUUCUCCUCCAUCUGUGGGUCGGGGUGCUGCAGAGCCACACACACACACACACACACAUACACACAGAGCCGUGUUGGCUGGGCGAUUGCUGGCCACUCAUCGAUGACUGACUGGUCGUUCGUUCGUUAAGUGAUCUACCUACCUGGUCGAGCCACUCAGGGUAUGGGAUGUCCUUGGCGGAGAGGAACUCGGGAUUGUACUGCUUGUUGGCGUAACGGAACCCUGGUUGGUUGAUGAGAGACAGACAGACAGAUGGGCACAUCCAUGGCCAAUGUGUGUGUGUGUGUUGACUAAGGUGUGUGCCGACCGACGGACGGAGGGACGUACCGGUGUCGCAGAGCACCGUGGCAAUCCGCUUGUUGGGCCCCAGCUUCUCGGCUAACCUGCACACACACACACACACACACACAUUCCUGCAGCUGGACUGACUAACCCAUACAGACACACACAGACCGUGUCUGUGGUGCAGACAGACCUGAUGGCGGCCGCCACAUUAACGCCAGAUGAGAAACCCAUCGGCAGACCCUCCUGCAUGAGGGAAGGACACACUUUCUUUCUUGCGCCUGUGUGUGUAUGUCAGUCAGUUCGGCUCUCUAAUGCGCUCGUGGCUCAAUCGCUGACCGCUUCGAGCAGCUGGAAGGCCAUGGGGACCGACUCAUAGUCGGGGAUCUCGAAGGAGAAGUCCGGACGGAAGCCCUCCAGAUUGGCCGUUACGCGACCCUGACCUGCUCGUAUACAUCAGUAAGUACCGUCAUCAGUAACGACGCCCCACAACAGACACACCCGUCCCGUGUGUGCGCAGUCGGUCACUUCCACCAUUCAUUCUCGCGCAGCGUACCAAUAUUCUCGGUGAUGGAGCUGCCCUCGGCCCUCGCCUCGCCCUGAAUGAACCACAACACACACAACAGAACAGGAGCACUCACACACAACAGGUUGUGCUUGUGCGUGUGUGUAGGUGUGUUGUGUGCGUGUCGAACGGUAGUGUACCGUGGUGUAGUAUCUGUGUAGGACCGCGCCGGGGACGUCAGCGAGGCAGAUCUUGACGCGUGGGUUUUUCUCCUUCAGAUACAUCCCCACCCCCGCCAGAGUGCCCCCCGUGCCAACAGACGACACGAACGCGUCCACACGACCCUCCAUCUGCUCCCUGAGCAAUCCAUGCCACAUCACACCACACCACACCACAGCAGAGGAGAGCAGACAGAAUCUUUGGGUGUGUGUCGGCGGACGAUUUGGCAGCAUACCCACCCACCAUAUCUCUGGCCCGGUGGUCUCGUAGUGCGCCCUCCUGUUGGCCACGUUGUCGAACUGGUUGGCCCAGAAGCCGCCAAUCCUCUCAGCCAAACGACCUGCAGAAAAGGGCGAAUGCCAACACACAAAGACAUUCAGGAAGGUACACUCACUCACUACACGUCACGUGGAUACAGCUGUGUGUGUAGUGAGUGCAUGAGAUGAGUGUACACACCUGAUAAUUUGACAAAGUGGUUGGGGUGCCAGACCUUCUGUGGAGGGACCUCGACGAGCUGAACGCCGAGCUGUCGGAGGAGAUCCUUCUUCUGGGGGCUCUGCGUGUUGGGGAUGACACAGACGGUCUUGUAGAGGCGCGUGAAGCCCAUGAGUGCCAGGCCGAUGGCCGUGUUGCCCGCCGACCCCUCGACGACCGUGUCGACGCCCACGGUCUUGCCCAGCAGCCCCCGCUCCUCACCGUCGCGGAUGAUGUACACGGCCGGCCGGUCCUUGACCGACCCGCCAGGGUUGGCAUACUCGCACUUGCCGUAGAUCUGGCAGCCGCUGAUCAGUGACGCAGUGUUCAGCCGAACCAGCGGCGUGUUGCCGACCAGGCUGGCAAAGUCAGCAAACACGUUGUCCUUGAUAAUCCGCCUGGGCGUGUAUUCCGGCGGCCCCAUCUGGCCCCGCCACUCGGACUCCCGGCGGGUGUGAUGACGGACGGCAAAGCAGCGGGCCUGCAUGCGGUGGCCACUGUGCGUGGUUGCACGGCGAGGAGGGGUGCCGAGAGAUGAAGGGGUGGUGCCCGAUGGGUGAUGCAGCAGACAUGAGGCGCCGCGAGAACCAGAUCUGCACAGACACACACACACACACACACACAUGAGUAGAUCAGCAGAUGACGCAAUCAUUGAGAGCACGGUGUUUUCGUUGUUUGUUUUCUUGAACCGAUAUCCCUCGAGAAAGUCACCUCAUCAUUGGGGUUGGGUGCUGGUGCGCGCGAUGUCUGUCCUCCCGUUUCUCGAUGAGGCGCACGACGAGAGGCUGCACAGAGCGACAGAGCCGACAGAGAGAAGUAUAUCCAUCAAGCAUGUUGCUCACAGAUCUGUGUGCUGCUCACCUUCCUUGAAAGGAGCUCAGUGUGACGGCGAUGACGAGGCGCAGAUGAGCUCAGUCAGCAUCGACGCAAGCAAAAACACGGGCUUCUCAUGGUGGAGAGAUUAGCUUCCAGGGUUAGGGUUUAGGGCUCAGGGUUCGGGUUGCUGACGAGCUCCCGGGCGCUGGAAUUCACCGCCUUCUUCUGCCCUCCCUUCCCUCUCCAGGCGUGUUCUCGCCGAACCCGAACCCGAAUGCCAUCAUGAUGCCCUAAAUUGAUGGAUAUCUGCUUGCGUUUUUGCUGCUAUCGGCAUUUCUCCCUUGCCAUGGCGUGCGAGUGGCUCCAGGCACCUUCCUGAUCCCCUCCCAGCCCGUCGG
Vitrella brassicaformis is the source of this 3217-nucleotide messenger RNA. The record is from the annotation of a GenBank genome assembly. NCBI's taxonomy places the organism in Eukaryota, Vitrellaceae.